GAUCCCGGACGCGGCCGCCCGGGCCCGCAGGCGGGGGGGAUCAGCGCGGGGACAGUGCCACCAUGGAGUUCCGCCAGGACGAGUUUCGGAAGCUAGCAGGUCGUGCCCUGGGGAAGCUGCAUCGUCUUCUGGAGAAGCGACAGGAGGGCGCUGAGACUUUGGAGCUGAGCGCCGAUGGACGCCCAGUGACCACGCAGACCCGGGACCCUCCCAUUGUAGACUGCACCUGCUUCGGCCUCCCACGGCGCUACAUCAUCGCCAUCAUGAGUGGGCUGGGCUUCUGCAUCUCCUUUGGCAUCCGCUGCAAUCUGGGCGUGGCCAUCGUUUCCAUGGUCAACAACAGUACGACCCACCGCGGGGGCCACGUGGUGGUGCAGAAAGCCCAGUUCAGCUGGGAUCCCGAGACUGUCGGCCUCAUACACGGCUCCUUUUUCUGGGGCUACAUUGUCACUCAGAUUCCUGGAGGAUUUAUCUGCCAAAAAUUCGCAGCCAACAGGGUCUUCGGCUUCGCUAUCGUGGCUACCUCCACUUUGAAUAUGCUGAUCCCUUCAGCUGCCCGCGUCCACUACGGCUGUGUCAUCUUCGUGAGGAUCCUGCAGGGGUUGGUGGAGGGGGUCACGUAUCCGGCUUGCCACGGGAUCUGGAGCAAAUGGGCCCCGCCCUUAGAGAGGAGUCGCCUGGCUACAACAGCAUUUUGCGGUUCCUAUGCUGGGGCUGUGGUCGCGAUGCCCCUCGCGGGGGUCCUGGUGCAGUAUUCCGGAUGGAGCUCAGUUUUCUACGUCUACGGCAGCUUCGGGAUCUUCUGGUACCUGUUCUGGUUGCUCGUCUCCUACGAGUCCCCGGCCCUGCAUCCCAGCAUCUCGGAGGAGGAGCGCAAAUACAUCGAGGACGCCAUCGGGGAGAGCGCCAAGCUCAUGAAUCCCCUCACGAAAUUUAAUACACCCUGGAAGCGCUUCUUCACGUCCAUGCCGGUCUACGCCAUCAUCGUGGCUAACUUCUGCCGCAGUUGGACUUUCUACCUGCUCCUCAUCUCCCAGCCCGCCUACUUUGAAGAAGUGUUCGGCUUCGAGAUUAGCAAGGUGGGCCUCGUGUCAGCGCUGCCGCACCUGGUCAUGACCAUCAUCGUGCCCAUAGGAGGCCAGAUCGCCGACUUCUUGAGAAGCCGCCGUAUCAUGUCCACUACCAACGUGCGCAAAUUGAUGAACUGCGGGGGCUUCGGCAUGGAGGCCACAUUGCUGCUGGUGGUGGGAUACUCGCACUCCAAGGGCGUGGCCAUCUCCUUCCUGGUCCUGGCUGUGGGCUUCAGUGGCUUUGCCAUCUCUGGGUUCAACGUGAACCACUUGGACAUCGCCCCUCGCUACGCUAGCAUCCUCAUGGGCAUCUCCAAUGGCGUAGGCACGUUGUCGGGUAUGGUGUGUCCCAUCAUCGUGGGCGCCAUGACCAAGCACAAGACUCGUGAGGAGUGGCAGUAUGUAUUUCUCAUCGCCUCCCUGGUGCACUAUGGGGGUGUCAUCUUCUACGGGGUCUUCGCUUCUGGAGAGAAGCAGCCGUGGGCAGAGCCCGAGGAGAUGAGUGAAGAGAAAUGUGGCUUCGUGGGCCACGACCAGCUGGCUGGAAGUGACGAAAGUGAAAUGGAGGAUGAGGCAGAGCCUCCGGGAGCACCCCCUGCUCCCCCUCCUUCCUAUGGGGCCACACACAGCACAGUUCAGCCUCCAAGGCCCCCACCCCCUGUCCGGGACUACUGACUGUGUGCCUCCCACUGAAUGGCAGUUUCAGGACCUCUAACUCUAUAUGCCUCAGGCUUGAGCGACAGUGUCAAGGAAGUCCCCUCCUCUCUGUACGCCUCAGGCCUAAGCACUCUCCCUCGUUGCCAGUGCAAGUGCAGUCCAUUCUCCCUUCCCAGCUGCCGCUCAGGAGAGGUGAAACUGCGUGCUGGCAGUUUCAAGGAUACCCAGAUUUCCCCUAAGGUUUUCCUUCUCCCCGUGUUCUGCCUCAGUGGUUUUGAAUCUCUCCUUUUCAGGGUUUUAGUUUUAUUUGGAUGGACAGUUAACUUCUUUCUCUCGUGGUUUUGAGGCAUCCUUCCCUCCCGCUUUCCCGGAACCCCAGGAAUUCUCAGGCUAACCCCUGAGGUUAUCAGCCCCUUCUCCCCAGAAAACCUCAAGAUCAUCUUCUGUCGGCUCUUCAACUCACGUAACUAAGUCUUCUACAUUUCCUAGGUUGCUUUAACCAGUCAUCAUCCCCGCCAUUCCAGGAUUGAUUCUCACCAGCGUUUCUGAGGGAAAAUGGCGGUUUCAAGUUUCUCCACUUCUUACUUGGCUCCUCCCCUUCUCACCAGCACAUUCUGCUGAAAAACCAAAUUGCCCAGCCUUGUCCUUAGUUUAGUACAAUGUCUAGGGAAUCAACCAAAACGGCAGAUUUGAUUAUGCCUGCCCCCCCGUGCACUUUUUCUGACUGGGUUUUCAGGUCUAAAUAGUGGCUGCUCGAAUCUAUUAAUUCAGUGAUUUGAAACCAUCGCCACUUCUCCGUGGUGGUUUCAAGAUGUCUCUAUCCCCUACCCAAAAAAAAAAAAAAAACAAAAAAAAAAACCAACUUGCACUUUAUUCUCCUGGGUGGUUCCAAGCUACCCUGUUUCUCAGUGGCCAUUUGUUGUGUCCCUCAGGGGCUAAAACGACUCCAAAUCUGGGAUGCUUCCCUCAACAAUACCCCUCUUUCGGCAUAGAAUUUGGGGCACAUAGGUAGUGUAAGUUACAGAAUCCCAGCAAAGUGACUGGGGUUGGGAAAAGGGGAUGGCCUGGGGCAGGCCUUGUCUUGGUGUGUCUGUCUCUGUGACCGUAAAUCCUGCCCCACCCCACUCCCAAUAAACGCUUCCGUGUACUGA
Messenger RNA from Jaculus jaculus (lesser Egyptian jerboa), 2878 nucleotides. It is a transcript of the gene Slc17a7, whose product is annotated as solute carrier family 17 member 7. Lineage: Eukaryota; Metazoa; Chordata; Mammalia; Rodentia; Dipodidae. Gene Ontology annotation, cellular component: excitatory synapse; synaptic vesicle membrane. The transcript is spliced from 12 exons. Gene Ontology annotation, molecular function: neurotransmitter transmembrane transporter activity; L-glutamate transmembrane transporter activity. Bases 63 to 1745 code for a protein of 560 amino acids. Gene Ontology annotation, biological process: synaptic transmission, glutamatergic; regulation of synapse structure or activity; transmembrane transport. The record is from RefSeq and is a predicted model, not a curated record.